Molecule: messenger RNA, 231 nt
Organism: Caenorhabditis angaria
Lineage: Eukaryota; Metazoa; Nematoda; Chromadorea; Rhabditida; Rhabditidae
Source: the annotation of a GenBank genome assembly
AUGGCUGAUUUUGAAGAUUCAAAUUCACCAACCUGGAGAAAUCAACUCGAAGGACAAAUCAAUCUUUAUGAUGCAGCUCGUGGAAAUAUUUCAUAUGUUCAUCCAACAACCAAAAAAGAAUACACAUUGGCUAACAAUCACGCUGUUUUGAAAGUCAGACCAAGAGGAUUCCAGAAGCUGCUGAACUUUUGGAGAAAUUCGCAACUGAAGAAAAACUUUCUGAUUUCUUGA